AUGGGGGUCCAGGGCAGGGGGGCCAGCAUCAAGUGGCUGCUCCAGAAGGACAACAGUGACCGGCGGAAAGAGCUCCGUGUCGAGGGCCGGGUGCUGCGGACGGAGCAAGGCUUGCUGCUUCGCUCCCUGCAGCUCUCUGACAGUGGCCUCUACUCCUGCACUGCCACCGAAAACAACUUCAAGCACACGGUGACCAAGGUGCAGCUCCGUGUCCUCAGCUGCAGCACUGUCCAUGCCGUACUCUUUCAGGUGGAUGUCCCUCCUGGCCUCCCGCCCGCUGCCCCUGGCCGGGGUCGAUGA
Struthio camelus australis is the source of this 300-nucleotide messenger RNA. Lineage: Eukaryota; Metazoa; Chordata; Aves; Struthioniformes; Struthionidae. The record is from RefSeq and is a predicted model, not a curated record.